Messenger RNA from Coregonus sp. 'balchen', 9106 nucleotides. The record is from the annotation of a GenBank genome assembly. NCBI's taxonomy places the organism in Eukaryota, Metazoa, Chordata, Actinopteri, Salmoniformes, Salmonidae.
UCUUCUGGACCUGACGAUGUUUCGUAAGAAGAAAAAGAAGAGGCCAGAGAUCUCAGCACCAAAGAACUUUGAGCACCGGGUGCACACCUCUUUUGACGUGAAGCGGGGCUGCUUCGUGGGCCUGCCGACCCAAUGGCACAGUUUGAUAGAGAACCUCCGCAGGCCCAAGCCUAUGGUGGACCCCUCCCGGAUCACCCCAGUGGAGCUCAAUCCAAAGAAGGUACUGGGCCUUAUUCUCAGCCCAACUGGAUGUGUGCACUGGGGGUCUUUUUCUCUGGAUGUAUUUUCCAACAGAUUAAAAGAGUUGAGAAUUGAUAGGAUUUUAUUUCUGAGAAUAUUCCAGUUUUAGUGAGCCUCAAAGCCCUCCAUCAAAAGCGUUUUUUAGCAGAGGAUUUCUUACCACAGUACAGAGUCCUUUAGAGCUGCAGCACAGCAGUGUUCUGCCUGUCAUAUUGCUUUCUUAUCUAUCACGAGGCUCAGCUAAUGACCCUGUUGUGUACACUGACUGUACAAUGUGAAUCCUUGGAGGGCUCCAAUAUUUAUUACUCAAUGCAGGCAAUUGAUAACGAUCCAUGGUGCCUUCCCACAGAUGUCAGGCUGAGGGAUAGAGAGUCCAGGUACAGCAGUGGAAAUGCCAGUGAGCGAUAAAGCCUGCAAAUCUAAGGAUUUCUGCACUAGGCUGAAUGCUCAUGCCGAUAUGCCCCUUGGAAAAACAUAACACAUUUUCAUUACCACCAGUGGAUAAGUUUGAGCUUUGCGUUUCAGAAUCUCCUUGUCAGCUUCUGAAGCAGAGUCAUGGUUUUAAUGGGAUCAUCAGGAUUGGAUUGGUAGUACAGAGGAGACUUGUGUUCUGUAAAUAGCCUGUAUGGCAGAGGCAAAGGUUGGAGAGGUUACAUGAAACAUGAUUACAUUUGAUACAUUUGAACAAUAAUGAUGCAUUCUGUCCUUUGUAAAGGGUAUGCAGUGGGAUGUGAAUUAGUCUUCACGUGCAUAGAUCUACGCGCAUGAGUGCGCUGGGUGGAGUCAGAUAUUUUAGAGCAAUGUGCACCUUUUGGUAACAUGAUACCUCACCCAUCCCAAAUAGCAACAUUCACCAAGGGGCGACAGAGGUUUUCUUGUUGUCUUCUCAUUUCUUGUGAAAGCAAAAGAAGAGUCUGUCUUGUCUUGUCUUCCCUUGCUAGCAAGUUGGUUAAACACUGCAAGCAACUAGCCAUUAGUUUCCCACAUCUCCAUGUGAAAUAACCUGAUUUAUAAUUAAAUAAUAUGCCCUGGCAAAUAUUCUUAUACUUGCCAGUGUAACCUACAACAUUAUUCCAAUUUGAUAUGCUGCUUCAACAUAUUCACUCCCAUAUCAUCUAAAAAAUAAAAUGUCAUACUUGUGCUGCUUUUACAUUUCCAAAUAGCCUAGAAUAACAUUUUCACUUCUAAACUAAAUAAAUUUUUGGGGGAUUCUAAUAAGGCUACAAUGUUGUUUGGUUUAUUGUUUGAACAGUCACUGAGAUGAUAUUUGGUUAUCAAUGCAUUGCAAAAUGGGCUGCUUACUUAAUGCCAAGCUAAACCGAGACAGCAAUCUUUAAGUUUAAGUGAUUUUGAAGUUGAUUAGCUUCCCAAAUCGCCAUGUGAAAUAAUCUGAUUUCUAAUUAAAUAAUAUGCCCUGCCAAAUAUUCUUAUACUUGCCAGUGUAACCUACAACAUUAUCCCAAUUUGAUAUGCUACUUCAAUGUAUUCACUCCCAUAUCAGCUAAAAAUAUAACGUCAUCAUGUUUUGGUCAAUGCAAAAUAGGUUACUUUGAUACAUAGCCUAUAGAUCAGAUCAAGGAACCAGGCGAGCUUCAACACUGCCCCCAUGGCUACGCAAGGAAUGAUAUAGUGCUUUACAAUUUUCAUGUGGUGUGGCAGGAGAGUACGUAGAAUGUCGGAGCGCACUACAAGGAGCUGCCCCUUUUGUGACUAAAAUACGACAUUGCAACACUGGGCCACGCUCCGUAGGGUCCGUCUCCGUAGGGUAUAAAUGGCCCUUAAGCCACCUGUGCAGCUGUGAGAGCAGACUAGAGCACCAUACCAAAGACAGAAGCAUGGAAGACUCUCGUGACAGUGAACAUGACUUUACUUUACCCAGAGAUUGAGUAAUCAGCCAAUGGGCCUAUUCUCUGAUAUGUUAAACUGGAAGGGCCUCCUGCCAACGCAUUUUUAAGUCUGUGUCAUCUUGUUCUGUCAGGGCAAGUUAAUGCUCUUUCUCUACGCCACUGUGAUGGGUGCUGCUUGAGAUUUUACUUAUCAGAAAGAGUCUGUUCGUUUUUACAGUUUUUAUACAACCCACAUUACGAAAAAUAAGUGCCUGCAUACAGGCCAAAAUACAAAAUCACCAUCUAUGCUACAAAUAAAUAUGCAAUAUGUAGAUACAGUGGGGAAAAAAAGUAUUUAGUCAGCCACCAAUUGUGCAAGUUCUCCCACUUAAAAAGAUGAGAGAGGCCUGUAAUUUUCAUCAUAGGUACACGUCAACUAUGACAGACAAAAUGAGAAGAAAAAAAAUCCUAAAAUCACAUUGUAGGAUUUUUAAUGAAUUUAUUUGCAAAUUAUGGUGGAAAAUAAGUAUUUGGUCAAUAACAAAAGUUUCUCAAUACUUUGUUAUAUACCCUUUGUUGGCAAUGACACAGGUCAAACGUUUUCUGUAAGUCUUCACAAGGUUUUCACACACUGUUGCUGGUAUUUUGGCCCAUUCCUCCAUGCAGAUCUCCUCUAGAGCAGUGAUGUUUUGGGGCUGUCGCUGGGCAACAUGGACUUUCAACUCCCUCCAAAGAUUUUCUAUGGGGUUGAGAUCUGGAGACUAGCUAGGCCACUCCAGGACCUUGAAAUGCUUCUUACGAAGCCACUCCUUCGUUGCCCGGGCGGUGUGUUUGGGAUCAUUGUCAUGCUGAAAGACCCAGCCACGUUUCAUCUUCAAUGCCCUUGCUGAUGGAAGGAGGUUUUCACUCAAAAUCUCACGAUACAUGGCCCCAUUCAUUCUUUCCUUUACACGGAUCAGUCGUCCUGGUCCCUUUGCAGAAAAACAGCCCCAAAGCAUGAUGUUUCCACCCCCAUGCUUCACAGUAGGUAUGGUGUUCUUUGGAUGCAACUCAGCAUUCUUUGUCCUCCAAACACGACGAGUUGAGUUUUUACCAAAAAGUUCUAUUUUGGUUUCAUCUGACCAUAUGACAUUCUCCCAAUCCUCUUCUGGAUCAUCCAAAUGCACUCUAGCAAACUUCAGACGGGCCUGGACAUGUACUGGCUUAAGCAGGGGGACACGUCUGGCACUGCAGGAUUUGAGUCCCUGGCGGCGUAGUGUGUUACUGAUGGUAGGCUUUGUUACUUUGGUCCCAGCUCUUGCAGGUCAUUCACUAGGUCCCCCCGUGUGGUUCUGGGAUUUUUGCUCACCGUUCUUGUGAUCAUUUUGACCCCACGGGGUGAGAUCUUGCGUGGAGCCCCAGAUCGAGGGAGAUUAUCAGUGGUCUUGUAUGUCUUCCAUUUCCUAAUAAUUGCUCCCACAGUUGAUUUCUUCAAACCAAUCUGCUUACCUAUUGCAGAUUCAGUCUUCCCAGCCUGGUGCAGGUUUACAAUUUUGUUUCUGGUGUCCUUUGACAGCUCUUUGGUCUUGGCCAUAGUGGAGUUUGGAGUGUGACUGUUUGAGGUUGUGGACAGGUGUCUUUUAUACUGAUAACAAGUUCAAACAGGUGCCAUUAAUACAGGUAACGAGUGGAGGACAGAGGAGCCUCUUAAAGAAGAAGUUACAGGUCUGUGAGAGCCAGAAAUCUUGCUUGUUUGCAGGUGACAAAAUACUUAUUUUCCACCAUAAUUUGCAAAUAAAUUCAUUAAAAAUCCUACAAUGUGAGUUUCUGGAAAACAUUUUCUCAAUUUGUCUGUCAUAGUUGACGUGUACCUAUGAUGAAAAUUACAGGCCUCUCUCAUCUUUUUAAGUGGGAGAACUUGCACAAUUGGUGGCUGACUAAAUACUUUUUUUCCCCACUGUAUGUCCUUCCAACAUAUUGACAGCAAAACCAACUGGGAAAACGAGUCAAGUCUGGAUUUUUGAAGAAUGCCAAAACUUCCCUUUCAGACUCAGAGUUCUAAAAAUAACUUUUCUUCAAGCGACGGUUGUGUCACCCUCUUUAUUCCACACUCAAAUGCACAGGCCUCUCAGUAUGUUAUGAUCAUUCCAGUCAAUGUGGUUGGUUGAUCAUAACUGCUCUCCUUUCAGACCAUCGUGCGUGGGAGUAUGAUCGGCCAUGGAGACUACAUCUCAGCCAUGAUCUCUGACAUGAGCAGGCUGUCCGUGACCAGCUCCAACUCCCUAAGGAAGAGCAGCCCUUCAGCCAGGAAGAGGGCCCAGUCCCUUGGCAGGCUGGGGGAGGUGAAGGAGGGGGACACCUACCAGUAUGAAGACCUGGGAGAGGAUGACCUGGAGCAGCAGCAGUGGAGGGACAGGGCUCAUAACAUCCACAGUGAGAGUGCGAUGCCCCACAUGGGCAUGAAGAAGAGCAUCACCCUGCAGCCCAACGGGGAUCUUCCCAGGGCCAAGUCCACCUACGAGGUGAGUGUCAGCUCUCUGGAGGGACCCCCGGCUCCGUCCCAGCCCAUGCAGGUGCCUAUUAAGGGGGCUUAUAUCAGCUGUGAGGUGGGCAGUCCCACAGAGAGACUGAUGGUGAGGAGAGACUUCCAGGUGCCGAGGGUUAUGCCACACAACCAGAGGCCCAUCUCAUGCUUCUACAACCCAGCCAUGGCUGUCCAGCAGCCCCAUCCUGACCAUGGGCGUCACCCCCCUCCGGAGUACUGCACCAACCUCUACAUCCACUCCCACAACUGCCCUGGCAGACCAUACUCCUCCUACGACCUGAAGGUAAGCAUGUCACUACAUCAUUAUCUCUCAUCUAUAUUGACAUUGUCAUAGGUCAGCUGAUGUAAUCAACUAUGAUACAUUAUUCACAGACAUACGUCAACCAAUUUCACAUUGGCCAGUAGUUAACUGUGGUACACAGGAGGUUGGUGGCACCUUAAUUGGGGAGAACGGGCUCGUGGUAAUGGCUGGAGCGGAACUGUGGAACUGUAUCAAAUACAUCAAACACAUGGUUUCCAUGUGUUUGAUGCCAUUCCAUUUGCUCCGUUCCGGCCAUUAUUAUGAGCUGUCCUCCCCUCAGCAGCCUCCUGUGUUGUGGUAUAUACAGUAAUUAACACCUUUACUCUUUGAAAACCCUGUUCAUAAUUUGGACAGUGAGCUACUUCAUAGACAGUUUUUUAGGUAAAACAUUUCUAGAAAACAUUUAUAGAAAUGUUUAAGUAAAACACUUAUAGAGCCCAUAACUCCUCUCCAUCUUACAGCAGACUGCAUCCCUGCAUUCUACAGUCGAUUGCUCAAUUAAGUGCUAAAAUGUGAUUUGUGACUUUAUUGCUUGAAUGUGCUUGUAAACGUUGAGAGAUGCUAUGUUUAGCAAGAUCUCAAGGGUACAUUGAGGUACCUACAGGUGUAGGAUCUUAAGUUGACCUAUAUUAUCACAGCGAAAUAAUCCUGCAGCAACAGGAUUUGAACGUUAAGUCCAUAAUGUUGCUUGAUCGGUGGUUAGGCUAUUAGCUGGCCAAAGGUAGGCUUCAUAGAAAGAGCACAAAUUCUCAGCAACAAAAGAGUGAUCAAGUUAAGAUCCUAUAUCUGUAUGGCAAACGUUUUAGCAGGGGGCGUACCAGGUGAAGUGAAUGCAUAGUGUGAGAGUAAAGCACUGUGAUUUACAUCCAGUAAUAAAGCAGGCCAGGGACCUUGGGAAGACAGCCAACUCUCUCUCUCUCUCUCAUCAUCCAGGCAGAGUCGGCUCUGAGGCACCACCAGUCAGGCUUCCUACCCAGUACCCCUAGCAGUCCCUUCAUGAGUGGCAUCAGACCCCACAGGACAGUGCGCUCCUCAGCCAGCUACACCCUGGGACUGUCUCCCAACAUGGGCCUGAGACUUAAUGGCCCUGACCCCUUUUUGAGACACUCAGGCUGCCCUAAUGCUCCCUUCCCCAGGCAGGACAGCCCCUCCCAGCCCCGGCCCUCCCCCACCGGCUCCCUGGACACCAGCCCCCCAGGCACAUGCUCCCCUGCUUUCAGACCCCCUCAGCACCCCCAGAGGCCGCCACCAGACCCCCCCAAGGUGACCCAUGAACAGUUUAAGGGUGCCCUGCAGAUGGUGGUAGACAAGGGGGACCCUCGGUCGUACCUGGAGAACUUCGUGAAGAUUGGAGAAGGUUCGACGGGGGUGGUGUGUAUCGCUCGGGAGAAACACAGCGGCAGGCAGGUGGCUGUGAAGAUGAUGGACCUGCGGAGACAACAGCGAAGAGAGCUGCUUUUCAACGAGGUAUGACAACCUCCAGCCAACACCAUCCUCAAUGACCCCCAUAACCCUCACAACAAAACCCCAAAUCAGCAAUAAAUCACGUUGGGAUACAUCAUAUACAUAUAUCCUAUCUUAAUUCGAUCACUCUGUUGUCGCAGAGAAUUUCCCUGUGCAGCAGGAAAUGCACAUUGUAGUUUAUUCAAGGUUUUAAAACGUUUCUAAAGUUUCUAAUUUACACUUUAAAAUGUCAGACUUGAUUUAUCCUUACAAAAAUGUAUCACCCCUACAAAAAUGUCCAUUAAUUAUAAUCCACAUAAUAAUUCACAUUUCCUGUUGCUGCAGGAUAAUUUUCCUGCUGUGAGAAACUGGUAAAAUUAAGAUACUAUAUCUGUAACAGAGCCCAUGUGUUAUCAAUUGAAACUGCGGGGGCACAUGCCCCCUUAGAUCCAGCUAGUCCUUAUUUUGCCCAUCAGUUACUUAUUGUCCCUGACAAUAAUACCCAAAGACCCUAUUUUGCCCAUCAGUGCCCUCUCGAAAUCAUCAGGUACAUUACAUGACUGUUAUCAACUGUAUGUGUUUGUCCAGGUGGUGAUCAUGAGGGACUACCAGCACAGGAACGUGGUGGAGAUGUUUAAGAGUGCCCUGGUGGAGGAGGAGCUCUGGGUCAUCAUGGAGUACAUAGAGGGUGGAGCACUAACCAACAUCGUGUCUGAGACCAGGUAUGGAGACACAGCACAGACCUGACCUACUCACUGCUGCUGGAGCAAAACACUGUGUCCUCCUAUGGGAAACUAUAAUCUGAUAACUUAAUUAGAUUUGUGCAUGUUGAAAUGACGUGGUGAAUUUAAUUUGGUCCAAAAACACGAUUCAAUCUAUGCUCCCAUGCUGUUAAAUAUAUCAGAAACUGUAUGCAUAAACAAAUUGUCAGUGCAUAUUAACUCUACCUGUCAAUGUAUUUUAAAUUCCAAACUGAAAGUUGUCUCAUUCACACUACAAAACCAGGUAUCUAGAGACAGGGACAGAGUGCAUUUCUGACUAGCCAGCUGACAUGUUGAAAUGGUCCAGAUGGAGUUUGUAAUUUUCAUUGGUUGUCAGAACCCAAGGUUAGUAUUUGUAUUGAUUGAACUGUCUGGAAUAAGACCCCUUUGCUAAAAUAUACCUCCUUCAUACUACAAUCCAAUCUAAAAUAAGUUUUGAAAACAAUGAAUAUCUUUUUUUCUUUUUUUUACUAUCAGCCUUAAAGGGACAAUCUGCGAUUGUUACUUCAAUUUUCUGACUUUUAAAUGGAUUAUAUAUACGCAUUGAUUCUUUAAGAAUAUUACUUAGAAAGGCAUAAUGAGCCUGGUUCAACUGUCGUACCCCAUCAGAACCCAAAAUAUAAGUAUGUUUUACUCCAUUGUUUGUAAAAAUAUAUAUUUCUAAACAAACAUUGUAUAGCCUCAAAACAUAGUUAAAACCAUAAUUGUAUAUAUCAUGGAUGGUCAGUCCUUGCAUGCAUAGCUCUGUCUAUUAAUUUGAGAGCUCCAGCCCCAUCCCACAGCUAUUUACCAAAACAAUGGUGGGGAGCCUGCUUUGUUAUUUGAAUUGCAGGUGUGUUUCAGUUCUUCAGUGUUCAAAAUCUACUAGGCUAUAUUUUCAAAAUGCAUACACGUGAUACUGUGAAUGCAUGAAGCCAUCUGAACCUCACCUAUACCACCAUUAAUGUAUAGCAUCACCUGGGUGAUGCAACAACAGCCAUUUUGCAGUGCAGUUUUGAGUGUUGUGUGUAUCUGUGUCACUCCCCCAUGUAGGCUGAGCGAGGAGCAGAUAGCCACAGUGUGUGAGGCUGUGCUGCAAGCCCUAGCCUACCUUCACUCCCAGGGAGUCAUCCACAGGGACAUCAAGAGUGACUCCAUACUGCUAACACUGGAUGGGAGGGUAAGUCUCUCUCGCAUAAGUAUUUUUAAUUCAGUUGAGAGAGAACACACCUGUUUAUGUAUUCAUAACUGUUGAUAAUUGAAUUGUAACGUUUCUGUCCUGUACAGAUCAAGCUGUCAGACUUUGGGUUCUGUGCCCAGAUCAGUAAGGACAUUCCCAAGAGGAAGUCUUUAGUAGGAACACCAUACUGGAUGGCUCCGGAGGUAAUCUCUAAAUCUCCAUACAGCACUGAGGUGAGAUAUUCAAAACUACUCUGUAUCCUUACUAACUGUACUGGUAUAUUACUGCAUACUAAUGGCAUUCUAAUUGUAUCCAAACAAAUACUCAUGAUGUCCAGUAUUCAUGUGCAUGUCAACACUGUCUGAUAGUGAUGUUGAUAUACAGUAUACUGGUUUGUUGUGUCUGCCAGGUGGAUGUGUGGUCUCUGGGCAUCAUGGUAGUUGAGAUGGUGGAUGGAGAGCCCCCCUACUUCAGUGAGACCCCCGUUGCAGCCAUGAGAAGACUGAGGGAUGAGCCAGCUCCCACCGUACGGAACGCAACCCAGGUCAGAGAACAAACAGAACACAUACCGUACAUAGAGAGAUACUCUCUUACACACGCACAGAAACACAGAGAAACACAUUCACACCUUUUCUCUAUUUCAACAUGUCUGAUGAAUUAGCUUGGACUUUACACUUUGUGUAGGUAUCCCCGGUGUUGAAAGACUUCCUGAACCGUAUGUUGACCCGGGACCCAGUGGAGCGGACCAGCGCAACAGACCUGCUAGAACACCCCUUCCUCCUGCAGAGCGGCUCCCCGCAGUGCCUGGUGCCCCUGGUGGAGCAGUACCGCAAGCGCAUGUCCCGCUGCUGA